This is a messenger RNA of Artibeus jamaicensis (Jamaican fruit-eating bat), 11144 nucleotides long. It is a transcript of the gene PHOSPHO2, whose product is annotated as phosphatase, orphan 2. The record is from RefSeq and is a predicted model, not a curated record. The transcript is spliced from 2 exons. Gene Ontology annotation, molecular function: phosphatase activity. The coding region runs from base 116 to 841 and encodes 241 amino acids. Lineage: Eukaryota; Metazoa; Chordata; Mammalia; Chiroptera; Phyllostomidae.
ACUGGCUGUUUUUGAAGACUGAAGAUUGUCAUUGACUUUUUAACCAAAGCUGUAUGCUGAAGUAAGUUUGCCUUGGAAAUACUAAGUUGGGGUAACCCAAAUCUGUUUUAGAACCAUGAAAAUUUUGCUCGCUUUUGACUUUGACAAUACAAUCAUAGAUGACAAUAGUGACACCUGGAUUGUACAGUGUGCUCCAGAGAAAAAGCUUCCUAUUGAACUACAAGAUUCUUACAAAAAAGGAUUUUGGACAGAAUUUAUGGGCAGAGUCUUUCAGUAUCUGGGAGAUGCAGGUGUCAGAGAAGAGGAGAUGAAGAGAACAGUGACGUCAAUGCCUUUCACUCCAGGGAUGGGGGAGCUUUUAAACUUUAUAAGAAAGAACAGGGAUAAAUUUGAUUGCAUCAUUAUUUCAGAUUCAAAUUCAGUCUUCAUAGAUUGGAUUUUAGAAGCUGCCAAUUUUCAUGAUGUGUUUGAUAAAGUGUUUACAAAUCCAGCAGCUUUUGAUGGCAGCGGUCAUCUCUCUGUGAAAAAUUAUCAUGCUCAUUCUUGCAAUAGGUGUCCCAAAAAUCUUUGCAAAAAUGUAGUUUUGGUAGAAUUUAUAGAUAAACAGUUACAACAGGGAGUAAAUUAUACACAAAUUGUUUACGUGGGUGAUGGUGGAAAUGAUCUUUGCCCAGUAACCUUUUUAAAGAAGAACGAUGUUGCCAUGCCACGGAAAGGAUACGCUUUACAGAAAACGCUUUCCAGAAUGUCUCAAAAUCUGGAGCCUAUGGAAUGUUGUGUUCUAGCUUGGUCUUCAGGUGUUGAAAUAAUUUCUCAUUUACAGUUUCUAAUAAAGGAGUAAUAUGCCAACAAUGGAAAUGUGUAUCAGUUAAGAUUAGGUUCAGUAGCAUAAAACUAAGACCCCCAAAUACCAGUGGCUUAAAAAAAAGACUUUUUUUUCCUCACUUAAAAGAAUUCCAUAGGUAUAUCUCAAGGCUGCUGUGUUGCUCUACCAAUUUCAGCACUUGGCUACCAGCUCAUGACACAAGGCGUGGCUCAGUGAAUUGAGUGCUGGCCUGCAAACUAAAGGAUCGUGGAUUCCAUUCCCGGUGGCACAUGCCUGGGUUGCAGGCCAAGUCCCCAGUAGGGGGUGCGCUAGAGGCAACCACACAUUGAUGUUUCUCCCCCUUUCUCCCCUUCCCUCUCUCUAAAAAUAAAAUCUUUUGAAAAAUUUUAAAAAAGACUGUUUAAGCUCCAAUCCUCACAGGAACACUGUGGCCAGCAAGAAGGGAGGCAGUGAGUUGUAUAUUCAUUUCAAUUGCAUUGGCCAAAAUUUAGUCAUAAUGUCUCCACCUAAUUGCAAGGCAGGAUGAAAAAUACAGCUUUUAUUCCAGAUGGUCAUAUGCCUGGGAAAGCUUGGAUAAAAGAGGAGUAUGGGCCCUGGCUGGUGUAGCUUAGUGGAUUGAACACGGGCCUGUGAAUGAACAGAUCGUGGUUUGAUUCCCAGUCAGGGCACAUGCCUGGGUUGCAGGCCGGUUCCGAGCAGGGGAUGCACAAGAAGCAACUGUACAUUGAUAUUUCUCUCCCUCUCUCUUUCCCUUCCCUUCUAAAGAUAAAUAAAUUAAGAAAAAAAGUAUGGAGUGAAGGUAAGUGCAACCGGUGGUCUCUACCAAAGGUGGUUGAGGGUAUAUUGUUUUUAUUCUCAGAGAGAAUAGUCUUAUAUUUUACUUUAUUAGAUAUUUAUUUCAAAAGCAUGUCCAAUAGUUACAGAUCUUAAAAAUAAGCCUGAUGUUUUAUGCACAGAAGCCGAACUAUAUACAUGUAAUGGUUUAUUCCCAAAUCAGUGUAUUUUAUUUUAUUUUAUAUAUUUUAUUGACUAUGCCAUUACAGUUGUCCCAUUUCCCCCCUUCAUUCCCCUCCACCCUGCACACCCCCGACUAUUCCCCCCUUUAGUUUAUGACCACAUGUCUCAAGUUCUUUAGAUUCUAUAUUUCCCAUACUAUCCUUGCCCUCCUCCCCCCUAUUUUCUACCUACCUUCUAUGCUACUUAUUUUCUGUACCUUCUCCCCCUUUCUCCUUCUUCCACUCCCCUGUUGCUAACCCUCCAUGUGAUCUUCAUUUCUAUGGUUCUGCUCCUGAUCUAGCUGUCCUCUUAGUUUGCUUUUGUUUUAGGUGUGGUUGUUAAUAAUUAAUAACUGUAAGUUUGCUGUCCUUUCACUGUUCAUCUUUUUUAUCUUUUUCUUAGGUAAGUCCCUUUAACAUUUCAUAGAAUAAGGGCUUGGUGAUGAUGAACUCUUGAAUUUGAUCUUAUCUGAGAAGCACUUUAUCUGCCCUUCCAUUCUAAAUGAAAGCUUUGCUGGAUAGAGCAAUUUUAGAUGUAGGUCUGGAUUUCAUGCCAAGUCAGUGUAUUUUAUUUUUAUUUUUUAGAUUUUUAUUUAUUUAUCUUUAGAGGGGAAGGGAAGGAGAAAGGAGGAGAAACAUCAAUGUAUGGUUGCCUUUCACGCGUCCCGUGCUGGGAACUGGCCUGCAGGGGACCAGCUUGCAACUCAGGCAUGUGCCCUGACUGGGAAUCGAACCGCGACUGUCUGGUUUGCAGGCCCGCACUCAAUCCACUGAGCUAUGCCAGUCAGGGCCAAGUCAGUGUAUUUUAAAGAUAGUAAUACAGUAUCUAUUUUAGACUUUCCUUUUAAAAUUAAACACAAAUUAAUGUUCUCAAAUAUUUCAAAUUUAUAUUAGUAUUACAACUGUAAUUCCAUUACACUGAUUUAAUAAGUAUAUUAUACUUGGCAGUGUGUCUUGAGUGAUAUGUAAUUUGAAGGAAUACUCAACAUUUAAAAUACUUCUUUAUAUAGAAAUAUUAGCAAAAUAUCAAGUGUUAUAAAAAGUUUUAUAGUUUUACCCUGGCUGGUGUGGCUCAGUGGGCUGAGUGCUGACCUGUGAACCAAAGGGUCUCUGGUUCAAUUCCCAGUCUAGGGCAUGUUCCUGGGUAGCGGGCCAGGUCCCCAGUAGGGAGUGUGUGAGAAGUAACGACACAUUGGUGUUUCCCUCCCUUACCCUCUCUAAAAACAAAUAAAUCUUUUAAAAAAUGUAUUAUACUUUCAUGCUAAUUUCUAGGCUCAUGUUUUAGGCAUAUAUAUAUCCAUUAUAUAAUAAUAAUAGGAUUUUCUUUUCAUUAUGGACAACUCCAGAAAUAGAUAUAGAAAUGAUCAAUGUAAUUUAAUGAGAAGAAUUUGGUACUUUCUAAUUUGUUUUUUCAGGCUAAAAAAGUAGAUCUUUAAAUAGGUUGGAUUAUGUUUAAGCACAUUUAGUCUUAUACAUGAUCACUUUUCUACUUGUGGAGGCCAGUAACAAAUGACAAAUUAUGCAAGUAAAAAACCCAAACUUUUAUUUAUUGUCAUAGUAGACCAAAUAAUUUGGACCAGAUCUAACAAGCACAGCUAAAAAAGUUGAGAGCUAAACAAGAGUUUUAAAACAUCUGCCUAAGGAUAUGAGAGACAUGGUAACAAUGAAUAGUCGCUAGCACAAAUCUUCAGGCCAUAUAUCACAGGGACAAACGCCAGAUCCCAUGCUGUGCAGUUACAAGAACACAAUUAUCAAACUAGGAGAAUGGAUGCUGGCUGCAAACCUAAAAGUGCCUGUACCUGAACAGCAGGCCUGCACUUGUCAUUUGUGCGAGCACCUCCAAAAAUUAUAUGCACUCAAUAAACAUUAAUUUAGGGAGAUUCAACUUUACUAAGUCAUUUCUAUUUCCUUUUUUUAAAAUGUCUGGUUCUUAUUUAUCUAGAGGGUUUUGUGUUUUUAUUUUUCUGAAUACUUCAUAUAUGGGAGAUAUAGUGCCAUAUUUUUGACAAUUAUUGUUUGCAUUGUGUUAAUUUUUUCUAAAUCCUAUGUUUGCUUAUUUCUAGAUAAUGUGGUCCUAAUUUUUAUAUAUAAGCACCUAAAAUAUUGAUUAUUUCAUUAGAUUAUAUUAGAUUUAAUGAAACAUAUAUUGAUACAUGCUAAUUAGGCUUACUAAAAUUUAAGAUUCUUGUUCUCCAAAAUUUUUCCUUUGUGAACAAAAGAAUCUGUAUGUUUCCCCCAGUGACAAGCAAGUUAUUCAUGGCUAUUUUUUACUAUACUGAAGUGUGAGCUUAUAAAAUAAAUAUGUAGAGUUAAAUGUGAAUUGAAAAAGGCUUAAAUAUUAAAGUCAAUAGGAUUGGGCAGAGAAGGGGGAAUCUUCUGUGCUGCUGGGUGGAAUUCUAAAUGGCCCCUGAAAUUUCCCACUCCCUGGUGUACAUGCCAUGGCUAAUCCCCAGUACUGUGAACCUGAUGUAUUUUAGUGCUGUGAUCAGGUUAUGCUUUACAGUAGGGAGAUUGUCUGGGUAGACCUGACCUAAGCACCUGAGCCCUUUUAAAACGAGAGUUUUCCUGGCUGGUAGCAGAAUAGGAAGUCAGUGAUUCAGGCACAAGGAAAGACUCAACAUAGCAUUGCUGGUUUCGAUGGAAGGAGGUGUGUAGUAAGGAAUGUGGACAGCCUCUAGGAGCCCAGAACGGCCCCUGGUUGACAGCCAACAAAAAAUCAGGAAGUUCAUCCCUACAAUAACUGCAAUGAAAUGAAUUCUACCAGCAACCACAUGAGCUUGGAUAGGACCUAAAUGAGAAGCACAGCCCAGGCUGACAGCUGGAUUUCAGCCUGGUGAGACCCUAAGCAGAGAACCCAGUCACACUGUGCCCAGAUUUCUGACCUGCAAGAACUGUGAGCUCAUGUACCCCCUUUUUGGACUAUAAGACGCACCCCCCCCCCCCCAUUUGGGAGGAAAGGAAGGUGCGUCUAAUAGUCCAAAUGCAAUUUACCUGGCUCGCUGUGGAGGGCGGGGAGAGUGGUGGCCUAUGUUAUUUAUGCUAUUAAAUAGUUUGUCACAUUUUUUGCUUCAAAAAUUUUUUUAUUUUUCUCUAAAACCUAGGUGUGUCUUAUGGUCCAGUGCAUCUUAUAGUCCUAAAAAUACAGUAUUUGUGUUGUUUUAGAUUGCUAAAUUUGUGGUGAUUUGUUAUAUAGCAAUAGAAUAUUAAUACAAUGGCUAAUACCAUCUCUCAAGUAAUAGUCUACUUUUUACAUGCACAGCUUCAUAAAUCACAGUUUUGACAGUUUUGACAGUUUAUACUAUACUAAUAAAUGAAUCAUUUAAAAAAUUUAUUAUUGAUUUUUAGAGAAACAGAGAUACACUGAUUUGUUGUUCCACUUAUUUAUGCAUUCAUUGGUUGAUUCCUGUGUGUGCCCUGACCAGGAAUCAAACCCAUAGCUUUGGAGUAUGAGAACGAUGUUCUGACCAACUGAACUAUUGAGCCAGGGCCUGCUUUUUAUUCUUCUGACUAGACACCAAACAGCUUAUGAUGUAUCAAGAGAUGCUAAUUAAAAUGUUUCUGCUUUUGAGAGUUUUCAGGGUGAUACGACUUUUCUGGUAACCUAUUUUAUAAUUUUUAUAAUAUGAUUGUACUAAAAAAAAGAUAAACAAAUUUAAAGAAAUAGAGCAAACUCCCUGAGAGACAGAGCACACCCCACAACUCUCUAUCAGUGAAUGGGCUAGAGCUGAGUAGCCCAGACAAGACUGACGACAUAAUUUGUCAGGCCCAGAACACAGAGAAAAUGGGGACCAAGUGAAGAUAUAGCAAUUGUACAUACUAAAUACCGCGACUCUUAAAGCUACAGAUUCAGAAUAUUUUUCCCCAUAUAAAAAUUUCCUUAUUGCCAAGUCAUAGCCUCGUCACAGAAUAGCAGUCAGCAUCUGAAUGUUUAAAAAUUAUUUUUGAUGCUAACUUGAUCACAUCCUUCCGGUAUAAGAUACAUAUUAGGCUUUUUUCCUGCUUAGGUGUUACAUGUAUUGUGGUACACAGCUUUUAGUUCAAAUCUUCUAUAGUGCAAAUUAUAAUUACAUCUUAAGUCUACUUUUUAAAAAUAUUAUCUUUAAUAUGCCCACAUACUUACUUACUUUCACAACAUUUUUGGAUUUUCUAGCUCCUAGGUUAUACUAGCCCUGAAGAAGUAUUAGAGAACACCUUCCCUAUGGUCUCAUAAGCUGCUUCAAGACACCACUCAUACAGCAACUGGGCACCGUACAGGGCAGAGGGGCUCUAUUAGUACUGUGAGUGAGACUGGAAUUUAUAGCCACUUCACUCUCCCUAUAAUCAGAUACGCUUUUUUUUUAGAGGAUAAGAGGGAGAGUUCUUUACUCACCUAAUAACUCCACAGCACAUCUUCAGAAGAGACCAGUUGUAGGGAAUCAACUCAAGUCUAUCAGCUGAUACCGUGUCUUUUUGUGCACUCUGUUGAGUUUCUUUUUUAGGUAGACAGUGUGAUAGCUCUGUUGUAGACAGGUCUUUUUGGUAUGCUUUGUAAAGACUUAUGGAAUAAUAUAUUCUAGGCCAAAAGCUAAAUCUGUCCUACUUGUUUAUGUCAUGGAGACCGAUGUCUGUGGAUGAUGGUUCAUAUGGAAACAGAAAACUAACACAGAUGUUUCCUGAUGCAGAAAUUCUUAGGAACUCCCAUCUAUGGAAGAUGCUACUUAGUAAAACAUUAGUUUGUCUUUUGUAUUUAAUUAACAAAUUUUCAGUUAUAUAUUUAAACAACUAGUAAAAAUAUUGACACUUUAUUAUCCUCUGUUCAAUAUGAAAGUAUAUUUUUUCAGGGAUCUAUGAACAACUGCCCUUUUCACAUUUAAGUCCAAAGAAAGAUCUUACUGUACAAUUUUGAGAGCUAAAAUACCUCAUUCAACAAAUAUUUUUCAUUUUUAUAAAAAUAAAACCAAGUUAAAAAUAUUUGGGGAUACUUGCUAGGGGGAAAAAAUCAAAACAAGAAAAAACUGUGGAAGGAUGCGAAGUGUAGACUAUGUCUUACAAAGAAUGAACUUACAAUUCGAUUGAAGAGGUAGUGGGAAAUGUACACAAGUAACUUAAAUACCAGCACAUGUUUCGUAAAGUGUCUCAGUGAUCAGCAUAAACAGAAGGUACUUAGGUCAAGGAAGGAAUAGAUGAUCAUAUAGCAAGAACUGUGUUUUGUACUCAGUCGAUUGAUGUGACAUCAGAGAAGAUUUUUGAAAGAGGUGGAUUGUGGUCUACACUUCAAAGGACUGAAAGGGUUCGGACAGAGAUGAAGGACUUGAGCUUCCCAGGUGAAAGGGAAUGAAGGGGGAGGGAGCGCAGCAGAGUCACAAGGUGGUGAUGAGGCAGCCGGCCUGAUAAGUAAGGAUUGAAAUUCGGAAGUAGUGGAAUAAAGCAUUGUAAGUGGGAUUUGGCUAAUUUGUGAACAGGUCUGAAAGCUAAUCAAUCGAUGAGUAAAGGGGAGCGAUGUGAAGAAAGGUGUUUAGGGAGGAUAAACGUGGUGAACAGCUUGGGAGAAAAAGGGAGAAACUAACAGAAAAAUCUUGCAGUAAGCUGAGUGAGAAGUGAUAAAGGCCUGAAAAGAGUGAUGUCAGAACAAAAAGGAAGGAUAGAUAAACCAGAUGCUUUGAAUUUUAAAUGAAAACACAAAAGUAAAAGAAAAGAAAAACAGAAGUUUCGAACCAUAUGCUGCAGAAGGGCAAUAUCUGUGGAUUAAGUCAUAUACGUAAUUUAAAGAAAUUGAGCAUUGUUUUUAGUCCUCACCCAAGAAUAUGCUUAUUGAUUUUAGAAAGAAGGGAAGGGAGGGAGGAAGAGAGGGAGAGAAACAUGAGUGUGAGAGAGAAACAUCCAUUGGCACUGGGGAUGGAACCCACCUGUAACCUGGGCAAGUGCCCUGACUGGGAAUUGAACUCGUGACUUUCCGGUUUACAGGACAUGCCCAACCAACUGAGCCACACUGGGUAGGGCAAAAUAGAUAUGUUUUUAAAGAAAAUUCUGAAAGUCUUAUAACCCAUUCAUAUUUUUAUUUAUACCACAAAUCAUAUUUAUUGAUUACCUGUUAUGUGGUAGACAGUGUUCUGGGGAUACAGGAAUGGAUUAGGGAAAUAACUGUGAACAAAACAGAUAAAAAAUCACUGCUAUCAUGGAGCUUACAUUCUAGUGGGAGAAAUCGCACAAACUGAUAAAUAAGCACAAUAUAUCAAAUUAUAGAUGUUAAUAAGUACUAUAGAUGAAAACUAGAGGGGAGGGGGAUCGUGAGUAGCAGGUGCAGUAGGGAGAUCAUUUUAAACAGAUUGAUAAAAGAAAGCCUCACUAGGAAGUUGGUAUUUGAAGGGAAAAAAACAACCUGAUGGAGGUGAGCAAGCAGGUCAGGAAGUGGUAGCUGGGAAAAGAGCGGUACAGGCCAAAGGAACAGCUAGUAGCACGACCAGAGUGGGCACAGUUCCUGGCAACACAGAAGCAGGGCGGGGGUGGGGGGGUGGUCCAGGAGUCAGGCUGUUGUAGUACUACAGCUUUUACUGAAUGAGACAGGGAGUCUUUGAGAGGUUUUUUACAUUUAUUUAUUUAUUUAUUUUUAGAGAGAGAGUGGAAGGGAGUAAAGAGGAAGAGAGGGAGAGAAACAUAGAUGUGAAAGAUAAACAUCGAUUGGUUGCCUCUUGCAUGCACCCUGAUCGGGAACUGAACCCACAGCCCAGGCAGCUGCCCUGAGAGGGAAUGGAAUCAGCAACCUUGUGCUUUACAGGAUGAUGCCCAACCUACUGACCACAUGAGUCAGGGAAAGGGAGUCUUUGAGAGUUUUAAUCUUUAACUCACUUAACAAUAUCAGGCUUUCUGGGUUUAUUCAAGCCAAAGUUGUUAUUCUUUUCUGACUGAAAGAAUUGGGUUUCUAUUGCUUGUAGUUGAAAAAAGUCCUAGUUUAUGAUCCUCUGUCUUGUAUUAAUUUCUAUCUGGAAUUUAAUGCUAAUUGAGGCACACAAAAACAUUCUCAGUUAAUGGUUGUUUUUUAAAUGACCCUCCCCCCACCAAAGAGUACUAGGCUAGUUCCUGUUUUGAGACUAGGCCAGUGGUCUUUCAUGUUUUUUGAACAAGUACCCCCCAAAAUAACUUCCACACUUUCAGAUUGAUAUUGAAAACUUUUCACCAUAAGUUCAAAUAUUUGCCCAAGUUGUAAUUUCUAACAUAUUGUAAAUAAUGACUUUUUAAUAGGUUUUAAAAUAACUCUUUUAAAUCUAUUUAGUAAAAGUGCACUAUAGUAAUUUGAAAACAACCAUUCAUUAAAAAUACAUGAAAAUACAUCAAUAAGUUGUUCUUUAACAGUGGGAAAUUUUUAUCUCAUUUUCUUUUCUUUUUAAUCUCAUAUUUCUGUUCCACUUCUCCCAGAAAAUGUCAUAUUGAAAAUACAGGUGGUCUUCACUUUGCACAGUAAUGCAGGACCAUAAAAAUGACCAUGCAAGAUUACCAUGCAAAGUCAUCUUAAUAAUCAGUGGGAAAAAUUAUAAUUGUCCUGUGACCUUUAAUUUUUUUGUUGGAACACUAAAAACUCUAUUACUGUCAGUUAUAAAUGUAUAGGAAAAGGAAAAACAUAGUAACACCAUAUCCACUUAGAGCAUUACAAUUAUAAAUACUGAGAAUUAACAUAUAUUAUCUCUUUGUAAAAAACCAAAUAGUACAUUCAAAUGUUGGUUCUUGAACAAUUCAGUUCUCAACCAAGUUGGGUCUUUUUUUAGAGGUUUCAGCUUUUCACAAUUGAGUAUGAUGUGAGCUGUGGGCUUUUUAAAAAAAAAAGAUUUUAUUUAUUUAUUUUUAGAGGGGAAGGGAGGGAGAGAGGGAGAGAAAUAUCAACAUAUGGUUGCCCUCUUGUACAUCCCCUGCUGGGAACUGGCCUGCAACCCAGGCAUGUGCCCUGAUUGAGAAUGAACCACGAUCCUUUGGUUCACAGGCCAGCACUCAAUCCACUGAGCUACACCAGCCAGGACUUGACCAAGUUGUUCACGGAAAAAGUGUCUUGGUUGUCUGACAAAACUGUGGGUCUCAGUUCUCUACCCGACAACCCUUUCAUGCUGACACCUGUGUGACCGACCAGUCACACGUCUCUCAGGAGACAAAGGAGAUUUGAUUUUUGAGCAAAUUGCUUCUCGAACAGUUUUCCAGAACAAAUUAGGUUUGAGAAUUGAGGUACCACUGUAAUAAGAAGAGUUUUUACCUUCUUUUUGUUAUAUAACUUACAAUAUGGAGCAACCAUCUUCCUAUGCCUUGGUAAAUUGCCAUACUCCUAGGUUUUGAUCGACUUCCAACAUUUUAUCUUUUGUACUCUCGAUGUCAUGAAAUACCUCUAAGAGUUUCUUUAGUGUUCUUUGCCAGCAUCAAUUUUUCUGGAAUACCUUUAUCGCUUUUGUUAACUACCUUCCUCACGUCAGCCAUGUUGUCCACUUGCACCGAGGUCCGCGGGCUGCCUCUCCAGCCUCCCUCUUGGCGGCAGCGUUGCAUUUCCGUGGGCAGCUGCUUCCUGGAGGGCGUCGCUGUGUUCAGUUCAAAUUUCUCUUGCAGCGUUGCCACUUUUCAUUGCUUUGCUAACUUUCAUUUUUGUUGGUCAAUGCCCUCUGCCAGUGAUCAAUUUUUGUAAAAUGUGCUUACACUUAUCACUGGUGGACAAGAAUGUAAGGCAACUGAAAGCUUUUUUGUGUCAAUGUGAACUGAAUAGCCAAUGUACAGUGACCUGACACCAACAAUUUUGAAACAAGAGGCAUGAUUGGUCACUGAUCGUGAUGCUCAUCUGUAAUUUAUGUAGUGAUCUGUGGACCGAAGAGCUACAGGAAAAAUGUGUGUUUUAUGAAAUUGCGGUUAAUAUGCCAUAGUAAUUGAAAUUUGAAUCCUCUUUAGGGAUUGGUGUUAUAUAACCUAACCAUGGUGACUGAAAUUAACGUAUGUUGGAAUCAUUCAAAGAAAGGAUUGUCUAAAUAUUUUUAUACUCGAAAAUCUUGUAUUAAUCAUCUCUUAAACUUCUUUGCAAAAAUGUACAUAAAUUAAAAUUUUAAUUAUUUUAUGUCCUUUAUGCAUUUUAAAUUUUAAAAAUUAUUUACUGAUUUUACAGAGAAAGAGAGAAACAUCAAUUUUUUUGUUCCACUUAUUUAUGUAUUCAUUGGUUGCUUCUUGUAUGUACCCUGAUUGGAGAUCGAACCCAUAACCUAGGUGUUAGGGACAGUGCUUUAGCCAACUGAGCAACCUAGAUCAGUGCCUUGAUUCUUAAGUAGUAAAAAAAAAGGAUGGACUUAUUAAUGUUGCAAUUAUUAUAAUUUAUUGAACAAUAUAAA